Molecule: messenger RNA, 420 nt
Organism: Linum tenue
Lineage: Eukaryota; Viridiplantae; Streptophyta; Magnoliopsida; Malpighiales; Linaceae
Source: the annotation of a GenBank genome assembly
AUGCGGGGGAGUGAUGGCCGUUUCAUCAGAGCUUUCACUGCGAACCUUGGGGGGGGGGGGGGGGGGGGUUCUAUUACUCGUGCGGAGCUGGCUGGUAUUGUGUAUGGGUUGGAUCUUGCUUGGGAACAAGGAGCCAGGAAAGUUCUUCUACAAACAGACUCAGUGACUGCCAAGACCCUGAUCGAGAAUGCGACCGAGAGACAUAUGCACUUCUCUCUGAUCAGUGAAAUUAGGAGGAGACUGCAACGAGACUGGACGGUUCGAAUCGACCACAUCUUCCGCGAGGCGAAUUUUGCAGCGGAUCACCUAGCGUCUAUAGGACAUUCGGAGACGAUUGGAGUUCAUGUAAUGGCUAGACCAUGUACUUCUCUGCUGUACUGGCUGUUUUUUGACCGGGUGGGAUUGAAACCCCCCGGCUAG